AUGGCAACAUUGAGCAGAAUAACAAAUGGUCUAUUUCAAGAUUUUAGAGCGUCAGAAUCAAUAACAGCAGCAACAACUACGUCAACACCUUCUCCGAUAUUCACAUCAUCACCAGACGAGGAAAUUAUUCCCAAUCUACUUUUAGUAUUUCACCAGAAACUCGAUCGUGGAUUCUUUUUUGAAGAUAUUGCCACAGAUAUAAGAACAAUAAUUCACGGCAAUAAUAUAACACUAGAGUUAGCAUUCAAUUUACUCAUCAUCAAAGCCAAUGACUCUGAAAAACCAGCUAAAUGGCUAUGCCUAAUAGGAUUCUUUUAUCUGUUCGGGAUUGGCGUUGAGCUGAACGUUGAGCUGAACUAUAAAAUAGCAUUCACAAUAUUUAAUAAUGCGGUCGAGGGUGAUGAGGAUGGUUACGCGCAGCUAUUCAUUGGAUAUUGUUAUCAAUUCGGAUUUGGGAUUGUCAAAAACUCCACGCGACAAGAGUCCUGGUUAAAAAAGUCAGCUGCAAGUCGGAAUCCAAGAGGACAACAGAAUUUAGCGCAAUUUUAUUUUGAUUCGAAUAGAUCGAAACAGGAAAAACAUUAUUGGCCAGCUUUUUAUUGGUUUCGAGAAGCUGCGCUUGCCGGAAAUGAAAGUAGUCAACAGAUUUUGGCAGAGUAUUUUGAAGUGGGUGAUGCGUGUAAUAAAGAUAUUUUCACGGCCAUCAAAUUGAAUAGACGUUGUAUAAAGAGAACUGACCUAGUGGGACUGUUUGCAACGCAUAAUUUGAGUAGAAUAUUUUCUUCUUGA
This is a messenger RNA of Ambispora gerdemannii, 789 nucleotides long. NCBI's taxonomy places the organism in Eukaryota, Fungi, Glomeromycota, Glomeromycetes, Archaeosporales, Ambisporaceae. The record is from the annotation of a GenBank genome assembly.